Molecule: messenger RNA, 5871 nt
Organism: Oryzias melastigma (Indian medaka)
Lineage: Eukaryota; Metazoa; Chordata; Actinopteri; Beloniformes; Adrianichthyidae
Product: zinc finger protein 335
Exons: 28
Coding region: 539-5254 (1571 amino acids)
Biological process (GO): regulation of gene expression; positive regulation of neurogenesis; brain development
Cellular component (GO): nucleus
Molecular function (GO): RNA polymerase II cis-regulatory region sequence-specific DNA binding
Source: RefSeq, a predicted model, not a curated record
UUAUUAUGUUUCCUAUUAUGCAAAGUCCACUAUUGGAGCUUUCAUAUUUUGGUUAGAAAAUAUUUUUUUAAGUAGUUUUAAACGUCAUCAUUUUACAAAAUCAUUGAAGCCUGAAAAAAUAUAUGAUUUGUGUUAAGAGCCUCUCAAGAACAUUAGAUAAAAUUGUCGUUUCUGUAUUUUUUUUUUUUUUGCGUCCCACCAAGAGUCAAUCGUCUGAAAUCGUAUUACUCCGCCGCUAAAACACUAGUCCACAAGAUGAUACAUCUGUUGAGUUUUGCUAUUUCCCCCACAGACGCGUUGAUUAACGAACAAAUAUUAAGAGAGAUUAGCUUUUUUAGAUCUGACCGAAAAAUAACGCGGGGAUGGCGGAGAACGCAGUCAUAAACCAAAGCAUAAAUAAGAUCCGGUUGGACGGACAGGAAGCGAGGAGACACUCAUGGCGCCCGACUGAAAAGAACCAACCAUUAUUAGUUCCCAUUUUGAGCUCUACUUAGCGCUUCUACGCUAAACGACACUCGUCUACACGAAGAUUCACGUUAUGGAUGCAGAGGACAAUGAGGUGGAGAGCAGCAGUGAUGCAGGGCCUUCAGGGAUGGAGGAGCCGUCUGAAAGUGGGAUGGGUAUGGAGUCAUCCGAGGCCAUGUCCGCAGACAGCAGUGAUGCUGCUGCCCCCCAUGCGCCCGCCCCAGAGUCAGACUGUCACGUGGGACAGAGCUCAGAGGGACUUGUGGUGUUCAUUCCAGAAACCAGCUCCAGUACCGAUGUCAGAGUUUCAUCAGUCCACCUCCCAGACUCGUCCUCCAUUGCUCCGUCCACCAGUGUGUCCACUGUGACCCAGUCAGUGCUGGUGUCUGAAUCAGCACAAGUGCUGGUCCACUCCAGCGCCGUGUCAGAAGGAGCCAUGGUGGUUUCUGACUCCACAGCCUCCACUUCAUCCGAUCUGGGCUCUGCCAUUGAUAAGAUCAUAGAAUCCACUAUUGGCCCUGAUAUAAUGAAUGGAUGCAUAGCUGUGACCAGUGCAGAAGAUGGAGGUGCAGAAACUACACAGUAUCUGAUACUACAAGGACCAGAUGAUGGAGCUCCUAUGGUGGCUCAGAUGUCAUCCUCCUCUUUCUCCAAUCGUGUGGCCAUUGAAGCUCUCCCUGAAGGUCCAACAUCCACCUGUCUGGAUCAAGGAGACCUGCAGGGCAGUCUAGAACCCGACCAGCCCGACGAUCGGCCCGGAUACUCCGGUUACCCAGAGGACAGCAGCAGUCAGCCGGACCAACCCCAACACUCCCAUCCCUCCCAGUACAUGGACUGCAGUGCAGAUGGCCCAGACCAGACAAAGGAGUCCUCCUCCUCCUAUGUGCAGUGUUCGGUUGAAGAACCUGACCAGACCCGCUCUCAGUCGAGCUUUCCGGACUACAGUGGGAAUAACAGUGAUCAGGACAUGCUGGGGUAUGUGGAAUGCAGCGGGGCGGACUCGAAUCCAACCAGCCGCAGUCACUAUGUGGUAGAAUGCAGCAAUGGGUAUUUUGAGUGUGUAAUUAAUGACGGAGAGAAGCCGCAGCACUCCCGCCAUUACAUUGACAGCAGCGCAGACCACAAGACCCAGACAAGACGACAAUACGGGGCUGAUUACAGUGGAGGAUGUGCGGACUCUGAGCAGCCAGGAUGUUCCAGGUACCAGUCAAGAGAUGAAGACGACGAGCAAAACCAGGACCCCGACCAGCCACAGCACUCUCAGCAGCAGCCCCAGCACUCCUGUUACAUGGAGAACAGCAACGGGCCGGAGGCGUCUGUCUAUGCUGAUGACAGCUGCUCCUCAGAGCCCCCGCAGGCAGACACCGCUGGUUCUGGUGGACUCCCCGAGGCUCUGGAGUGCAGUGAAAGCCAAAGUGGGAUCUAUAUUAGCAGCAGUGGCACAUACGUGUCUUUUCUGCUGGCCCAGCAGAGCUCUCCUCGACAGGAAGAGCCCCAAGGUUCCCACGACGAUGCCGAACAGUCCAGAGAUGCGAAAACGCCACCUGCAGCUGAGGGUUCUGGAAGCCAGCCACCGAACCUGGCUGAGCUAGAGGACCUGAUGGAGGUGGUCAUCGUACAGCAGUUCAAGUGCAAGAUGUGUCCGUACAAGAGCGCCUCCAAGGAUACGCUCAUCAACCACAUGAAGGACAAGCACUUCAAACCUGCAGGAGAACCAACGAAGAAGCGUAAACGUGGACGUCCUCCUAAAAGUGAAACUUUAGCCCGUCAGAAAGCAGAGAGGGAGGCGGCGGAGGAGAGGAGGGCAGCAGAGAUGAAGGCUGCUCAACCUCAAAAAGCAGAAGAGGAAGAGGAUGAAGUCGUUGAUGCUGGCGCUAUUGAUGAUCCUGCAGAGGACAGUGACUACAACCCUGUUGAUGAUGACGGCAAAGGACGACCUCCAGCUAUUUUGAAGAAACCCUCUACUCCCAUCUCCUCCUCUUCCUCCUCCUCAUCUUCCUCGUCCUCCUCAAAGGGACGACCUCGGCGAAAAGUGGGCCGUCCAAGAAAGUACUGUGUUUCUGAUGAAGCCCACAGCGGUAAAGAAGCAGAGAGCGUCGACACCAAUCCAGUUGGAGAUCCUAGCACCCCUGAGGAGGCUAGCUCCUCUGGUUUGGGUAACUCUGCAGAGAUGCUGUCUCUCGGAGACAAAGCUGAAGCAGCGAUAAGCCAGUCUGACUCUGAGAACAAAGACCCUUCAUCCAACUCGCAGCCAGAGGAGGAGUUUUUCCCCAAAAAGCGUGGCAGACCAUCCAAGCGCUUUUUACGCAAGAAAUAUAAGAAAUACAUUAAUCGAAAUCGCUACUAUAAGUCCUUCAAGCCUCUCCUGCGACCCCACAACUGCUGGAUCUGUGGCUCCCGGUUCCUAACUCAGGACGAUUUGCGCUUUCAUGUGAACUCCCACGAAGGCAAUCACCCGGAGUCUUUUAAAUGUCUGAAGUGCAACUAUCGCUGCAAACGCUGGUCCUCCCUCAAGGAACACAUGUUCAACCAUGAAGGCACAAAGCCUUUUAAAUGUGAGGAGUGUGACUACACAAGCGUCUACCGGAAAGACGUCAUCCGACAUUCAGUGGUUCACAACAAAGACAAGAAAAGAAAGACUGAGUUGGCACCAAAGGUGUCGGAGUUCCCCUGCCCCGUGUGUGGCCGAGUUUACCCCAUGCAAAAGAGGCUCACCCAGCACAUGAAGACCCACAGCUCAGAGAAACCACACAUGUGUGACAAGUGUGGAAAAUCCUUCAAAAAGCGGUACACAUUUAAAAUGCAUCUGCUGACCCACAUCCAGAGUCUUGGAGAAAACAAGUUUAAAUGUGAGUUUUGCGACUAUACGUGUUCGAACAAGAAGCUGCUGCUCAAUCAUCAGCUGUCCCACACCAACGACAGACCCUUCAAGUGUGACUACUGUAAAUACUCCACAUCCAAAGAGGAGUUUCUGGUCUCCCACCUGGCUAUUAAGCACACAGGAGAGAAACCUUUCUCCUGCGACAUGUGUCACUUCACGACCAAGCACAGGAAGAACCUGAGGCUACACGUGCAGUGCCGCCACCCGGAGGAGUUCGAAGACUGGUGCGUGGCUCACCCUGAGGAGCCUGUGAUGAGGCGACGAAGACCUUUCUUCAGCCUGCAGCAGAUCGAAGAUCUCAAACAAAAGAACGACGAAACACAGGAUUUGCAAAAUACUAUAGUCACAGUGGAUUCUGCAACCCUGCAGGCCAUGCAGGGGAUGGAUAAAGCUUCAGUGUCUCAGGACGCUUUAGGAAACACUACGAUCAUUUAUGAACAGACCGAAUCCUCUGACCUCUCUCCUCAUAACGCCCUGGACCUGCUGCUGAACAUGAGCAACGCUCGAGAACUAGUAGGAAACGGCUUACAGGUAGCAGUGCUGAAGUCGGAUGGAAAAACGUUGGAAAAUGGGUUGAGUUCUGUAGCAGCAGCAGGUCAGACGCAAAAGAUCGUGACCUUCCACGUGUCUGAGAAUGGAGAGACGGUGCUGCAGGAGGCCUACGAGGCCGCCACCUCGGAAGCAGGAGAGCUCACCCACAUCGCCAUCGAAGCCUGUGAGGCGGCGGAAGAUUUCAGCGUGGAGGAGCAAGCUGCUACAGAAAUACACAACCCCACUUACAGUAACGGAGAGAACAGUUCUCAGAUUCUAGAAGUCUCUGGAUCUGAGAGCCUGAAAGGGGACAAGUACUAUCUGACUUCUGCUCUGGCUGAUGGCAUCCUGCAACAAGUGGAGCUGAGCAGCGAAGCUCCAGCUUCUCCUUCUGCAGUGGGCUCUCCCGGCCUCGGCACAAAGAGGUUUUCCUGUCGCAUCUGCAUGGAGUCCUUCCACGGACGCUCCGACAUGGAGAACCACAAGAGGGCGCACUUGGAUCCCAACACCUUCAAGUGUCCAGACUGUGACUUCACCUCCACCUCCUGGCCUGAAGUGAAGGCUCAUAUGGGGCAGCAUUCCUACCUGCGUCCUCAUAAGUGCUCAAGCUGCAGCUUCGCCUCAAAGAACAAGAAAGACCUACGGAGACACAUGAUGACCCACACCAACGAGAAACCAUUUACUUGUAACCUUUGUGGUCAAAGGUUCAAUCGUAACGGGCAUCUAAAAUUUCACAUGGAGCGCCUCCACAGUCAGGAUCCUUCCACUCGCAAAGGCCGCGCCGCCACGCCUCAACAAACCAUCAUCGUGCAGAGUGAUGAGGAGGCUUUGGCCACGCUGCAGUCCCUGCAGGCACAUCAGAGAGUGAUCACUCCAGAGGAACUGCAGGCACUGGGACAGGAUCACAUAGUUGUAGCUCAGGAUCAGGCCAUGUCUGACCAGGAGGAAGGUGCAUACAUCCAACAGAUAACCACCAUCGAUGGGCAGACAGCAGUUCAGCAGCUUGUGACCGGAGACAACCAGGUGACUGAGUACAUAAUCUCACAGGACGGAGUGCAGCUCUUGAUCCCUCAGGAAUACGUAGUGCUAGCGGAUGGUAACCACAUACAGAUGCCAGACGGACAGAUCAUCCAAUACGAGCCGGAGCAACAAAUCGCUGUUAGUCAUGAUGGUCAGAUCCAGUACCUGCCAGUCAACUGUGAACAACAGAUAGUGAAUCCUGAAGACCUUGAAGCUGCUGCUCACUCUGCUGUUACAGCUGUCGCAGACGCAGCCAUGGUGCAGACGCAGACCGUCUACACCGAAGCCACACCCGAGCAGCUGGAGCAGCUGCAGCAACAGGGCGUCCAGUACGACGUCGUGACUUUCUCCGAGUAGAAGCAUCAAAGCCUGUGGAACGGGACAAACAGAAACCACUAAAAGUGGUGGAACGGUGACCUCAACUUUUACAUGCAUUCAUGCAUUCACCCGGCUGUGAAUAAAGCCUCCUCUCCUCUGCAGCGUCAUCUGCUCAUGGCAGCAGCUUUUUGUAAACACACAUUAUUGCAUCAUUUAUUUAAAGAGGCGAUGCACUUAGGAAUUCAGUUCAACUGGCUUUGUCUGACCUGCAGUUUUUCAGACUUUAUGUGCCUCCGCAGCUUCGACUUGCAAGACAAUGUUAUUCAAGGAAAUGUACCUGAAUGUUUUAGGAAAUUUAUGAUGUUUUAGUUUUUGAGUGGAACAAAACAAAAAGAUAAUGUUUAUUUUUGAGCUAUUAAAACGUUGCUACUUGUGUCGCUGCUGCAGCUUUGCGGAACAUUCUUGUAAAUAUAUUCUUACGUUUCCUUCAUGUUUUGAUUUGAUGUGUAAAAAGUGUAAAUUAAGAUAAAAGCUGACGCCAAAUAAACCACUCUGUGUACAUGAGCGUAUAUCCCAACGUGCCUGCAUCUCUGUACUCCUAAUCGUUUCUUCUUAUUUUACUCUAAUAAACUUUUAUAGCUCAGCAGUCAUUUUGA